CGAUCGGGAAGGAGUGUUCGAAGUUAGUACUUAGGGUACUCAUACUCAGUACUUAUACAACCUUAUUUAAUACGUAUUUCUAGUUGCUAAUACAAUAUCAAAAAUCUCCAAACAGCCUAAACCGAGAACCUACCUUGACAAGUGUCGCCAUUAAUUUACAAUAACACAUUGACGAGUCUUUUUAUCGGAAAACAAAUUACGAUUUAUUGUGAAUCGACGUUGGUGUUAUUAUAAAAUAUUUUGUUUACUAAUAUUAUACGGGUUACCAUGGCGACCCACAAUAAUAUGAACAACGAUGAUCUGCGAAGACUAUUAGGAACGUCUAAUAUGGAAAAUGAAAUGGUAAUAAAUAAGGAUAACUAUAAUCAGAAAAAAGAACUAGAUCCAAAUUACUUACUUGGCGAACAAGAGCACAUUAACAAAACAACUAAAGUCUCAUGGAUUUUAGUCAUAACAACAAUAAGUACUAGUUUAGGCUGUUCAGUUCCUGCCGGAUACAACACUGGAGUAGUAAAUGCCCCUGCAGAAAUAUUGAAACAAUGGUGUAAUGAAACGAUCAUGCAUCGUUAUGAUGUACAAUUUUCACCUGCUCAACUUGAUGGCCUUUGGUCUAUACUAGUUUCCGUAUUCUUGAUUGGUGGCAUUAUCGGUGGUGUAGCUGGUGGUAAAUUAGCAAAUGCAUUGGGCAGGAAAGGAACCUUACAAAUUAUAUACCUGAUUAAUUUAGUAUCUGGUAUCCUCUUUUUUAGUUCUAAAUCAUUAGCUCAUGUAGAAUUAUUUUUUAUUGCAAGAUUUUUAUCUGGUCUAUCCGCUGGCCUCACAAUGGCAAUGGUACCGAUGUAUUUAUUAGAGUUGUCACCUGCCAAUAAAAGUGGUUUAUUUGGUGUUAUGUUUACAGUAGGCUUGAACUUUGGUGUGGUGUUGUCUCAGUUUUUAGGCCUGGGAAAUAUCUUAGGUAAUGAGUCGUCGUGGCAUUACUUAUUUAGUCUAUAUGGAGGUUUGGUAUUAUUAGCACUUCCUACUUUAAAAUGUAUUCCCGAGAGUCCUAAAUACUUGUAUACUGUACGCAAUGAACACAGCAAAGCAUUAUCAGAACUAAGCAAUUUAAGAGGAAUGCCAAUAUCUGACAUAAGCUGGGAAUUAGAAAAUUUACUCGUUUCUUCUGAAAGGUGGACGCUGAGAAAAGUUAUCAAUGAACCUUCUAGCCGUAAAGCCAUAAUAAUCACCUGCAUAAUAAUGUUGGGUCAACAACUGUCUGGAAUUAAUGCAGUGUUUUAUUAUUCUACGUCAAUAUUCAGAAAUGCAGGAAUGAGCACAGCUGGUGCUCAAUAUGGAAAUCUAGGCGCAGGAGUAAUAAACUUCAUUGUAACUAUUUUAUCAACUACAUUUAUUGACAAUUUUGGACGAAAAACAUUGCUAUUAUUUAGCAGCACCAUUUGUGUAUUUAUGCUCACAGCGUUAAUGAUUUCAAUGAUUUUAUCGUCUAUUGGUACAAUACCAGGAAUAUCUUAUUUGUUGAUAGUAUUUGUUAUUGGUUACGUUUUAUUCUAUGGAUUUGGGUUAGGACCAAUCCCGUUCUUUAUUGGAUCAGAACUAACCGAUGUUGGACCCAGACCUAUUAUUAUGUCAGCAAUGAGUGUUGCUAAUUGGUCCGGAAAUUUUUUGGUUGGACUUACAUUUCCUUUCGUCAACCUUGUUCUCAAACAAUAUUCUUUUCUUCCAUUCAUCGUGUUCACCGUUUUUUUAAUCAUAUUUACCUGGAAAGUGGUACCAGAAACCAAGCAAUCUCUCGGCCAACAGAGUACCGAUAGUGAAUAAGAGCCGAGAUUUUAUUCAUUUCUCUUUAAUAUUAUAUUAAAAAUUAUUAUUGCCUGUGAUUUCAUCUAUAUAAAAAUAAGAGUAUAGAGUUUAACUAUUGUAAUAUAAAUGUAUACGACAUUUGUUAUGUUUAUUUAUUAACAUUUUUAAGAUUUAUUUAGUUGAGAUCAGUAUAUAUAAUAUAUAUAUAUUAUAUAGUUUAACAGAUAAUAUUAUAAGAUGAAUAUUUUUAAUAUAUUUUUAAGUAUACUAUAUGAGAGCAGAUAAUUAUUGUUCUGUUACGUCCCAAAACGUGUCGAUAUAUACAUCAACUCAGGAAAUGAAGACGAAAUAUAUUCAGAUAUAAUAUGUUUUAAUUACAUAUUAUAUUUAAUACGAAAAUACAAUAGUAAACCAUGCCAAGACUGUGAGUGGUUUUACGACCGGCCUCCAAAUGUCUUGCGUAUCUCUAACCGUCUAAUCGUUUGCUAACCCAUGCUGCAACCAUCUGACGAGCUCUUGACAUGGUUUCCCUUAUAUAUGCUCUUAUUCUUAAAAGUGGUGGUCAUGGGGGUGAUGAAUUUCAGGCACUACAACAAUAAUAUAUUUUAACUACCGUGAUUUUAAUAAUAUUAGUAUAUUUGUUUAUAAUAUCAUCUAUUCCUACAUGGUCUAUUUGUUUAUACAAUUUAUGGAUAAAUUAGUAAUAUUUAUGUAUACUCUAAGUUGUUAAAAUAAUAUUAACCUAUUCAAAUUUAUCUUUAUUUUUGUACAAUUAUUUUUAUUUUUUUUUUUUUUAUUCUUUAUGCCUGGCAACUAUGGCCAUUAGCUGUUUUUGUAUGGAAGGGGGGUCACGGUUGGAUUGGAACACUUGUGUGUAUGUGUGUCAAAGAUUUGUCACUAAAACCCGUGUGGUCACCCAUCCGGGAACUAGUGAUACCGGCCGGUGCUUGCACUUAGAAGAACACGGUUCGUGACCGAAUGCAAACACUGCGCCACCGUGUAAUAUGAUUGUCGAGCUAUACCUAAUUUUCUAAAAAAUAAAUACUUAAUAAUAAUUUAAAUUAUAAAUUAUAAUUGAAAUUUUCAGAAAUAAUGAGAACUCUAAAUUGUAACAUAAACUUGUAUAGUUUUAUUUAAUUAUCAAAUUAUAAUAUAACAUAUCUAAGUUAUAAUAUUACAAAUUUCUGAUUUUAUUACCUAGUUAAAACCUCUAAGUGUUAAAAAGCUCAUAUAAGUCAUAAACCAUAAUAUAUAUUUGUUAUGAUAUUUUUAUUAUUAAUCGCAAUAUAUAUAUUUAUAUAUAUAUAUAUUCGUAGUAAUUUUACGACCCAUAUUAAUAUAAAUACUUUUUGUAUAAUACAUUAUAAUACAUACAUUAUAAUUAUAAUUUACUGUUUACCUAAUAAUAAACUAAAC
Molecule: messenger RNA, 3216 nt
Organism: Metopolophium dirhodum (rose-grain aphid)
Lineage: Eukaryota; Metazoa; Arthropoda; Insecta; Hemiptera; Aphididae
Product: solute carrier family 2, facilitated glucose transporter member 1-like
Exons: 12
Coding region: 268-1818 (516 amino acids)
Biological process (GO): monosaccharide transmembrane transport
Cellular component (GO): membrane
Molecular function (GO): hexose transmembrane transporter activity
Source: RefSeq, a predicted model, not a curated record